AUGCUACAGCUCAAUAACCUCUUCAAAUUUCUCCCUCCUAAUACUUUUGUUCUAUCUUCUGGAAGCAAGAGCACCACCCCUAGUGCUACUGACACCUGGCUACAACCACUCCCUCUAGUGGACAAUCUGAGCUCACUAUGUGAUGAGUCUAUUGUGUAUGGUGAGUCAACCUCACAGGCUUCCAGCUCUCUGAGCUCAAGUUUGAUUGAUACAGCCAAUAAGUGCCUCUAA
This is a messenger RNA of Heterobasidion irregulare TC 32-1, 231 nucleotides long. RefSeq lists its product as uncharacterized. The transcript has a single exon. Bases 1 to 231 code for a protein of 76 amino acids. Lineage: Eukaryota; Fungi; Basidiomycota; Agaricomycetes; Russulales; Bondarzewiaceae. The record is from RefSeq and is a predicted model, not a curated record.